Danaus chrysippus (African queen) is the source of this 1026-nucleotide messenger RNA. Lineage: Eukaryota; Metazoa; Arthropoda; Insecta; Lepidoptera; Nymphalidae. The record is from the annotation of a GenBank genome assembly.
AUGACACCAACAAAUGAGGACGGUGUGGAACCGCCACAGAUAGUUGUUUUAGACGGAGGAUUCUCUACGCAACUUUCCUGUCACGUAGGUCAUGUCAUUGACGGUGACCCUCUCUGGAGCGCCCGCUUCUUGCACACACACCCCAACGAGGUUGUGAAUACUCAUCUUGACUUCCUUAGAGCUGGGGCCAAUUUUAUAAUAACGAAUACAUAUCAAGCAUCCGUCGAGGGUUUUGUGGAACACUUGGACCUGACACCGGAGCAAGGAUAUGAGCUCAUCACCAGAGCUGUUGAACUCGCGAAGCAGGCUCGUACAUUGUAUCUUGAGGAGUAUGAGAAUUACAUACAAAACGAUCACGUCCCACUAGUUGUAGGAUCUGUAGGACCAUAUGGGGCUCAUUUGCACGAUGGCUCGGAAUACGACGGCAGUUACGCGGACACAACAUCUGUUCAGACAAUGCGUGAAUGGCAUAGACCUCGUAUUCAAGCAUUAAUAGAAGCUGGAGUGGAUCUACUGGCUUUAGAGACGAUACCUUGUCAAGAAGAGGCCGAGAUGUUGUGUGACUUGUUGCGCGAAUUUCCCAAUAUGAAAGCAUGGCUAUCAUUCAGUUGCAAGGAUAAUCAAAGCAUAGCUCACGGUGAAAGUUUUCAAAAAGUGGCUAAGAAAUGUUGGGAGUCGAAUUCAGAUCAGCUGGUGGCUGUGGGGGUGAACUGCUGCGCCCCUUCGUUUGUGACCAGUCUAUUAAAGGGGAUCAAUGACGAUAGGCCGCACGACCCCAUACCCCUCAUCGUUUACCCCAACUCCGGCGAAAAGUACAACCCGCAAAUUGGAUGGAUAGACCGCGAUAAGUGUGAGCCCGUGGAAGUGUUCAUCCAGGAAUGGUUGGAUUUAGGAGUACGAUACGUGGGCGGGUGCUGUCGUACAUACGCAGCAGAUGUAUCAAGAAUACGUAACCAGGUCCAUUGCUGGAGAGACCGUUGGCGCUUCCAGCAUAGGUUUACAUCAAACACUCAGAAUAAUAAUUGA